UAAAGCCACAGUACACAGUCAGUUUGGUUUGGGUCAGGGCCACCUCACUGACUGGAAGCCAACAAGAAGAAAAAGACGAAGACGAAGAAGAAGAAAAGAAGAAGAAAAGAAGAAGAAGAAGAAGAAGAAGAGACCCAGCCCCUCUGUAAACCAGCACAGAGAGGCGUCCGGGUUUCCACCCCUUUGCCGAUUAAUUUGAUAGCAGGAUAGCGACGGACUAAAUCGGGAAUGGCUCCUCUCCCUUUUCCACACAAGUUAUAAAAUGCUAUAUCAGUGCGGGUUAUUAAUGUUACAGUUUAACGCAGGUUUGUUUUCCACCUCCACGGUCUACGGUUACUUCCUGGUGCCACAGAGAGAGGCAGUGCUGAGUUAAAGAGACAGAAAUACUGAUAGAAAUUCAGAUAGAAAAAAAUACUGAGAGAAGAGAGGGGUUGGAGACGCGAUAGGAACAGUUGACUGGAUUCCCAGAAAUUGAAAACCCUCUCUCUCUCUUCCUAUUUAUAUGUAUUUUUGAUAUUUCUUUGUUAAACCGAGUCGUUAUUCUUCGUUGGUUUGGAAACUAACACACGGUUUGGAUGACGGCUGGCUGCGGCUAAAGCGGAAUUGUAACGGGGGAACAUAUUCCUCCCUCCGACGGAGAAGCCUCGCAGAGAUUGUUCCUUUUUAUUUUACAGUGGACUCAUUACUGUGUUAUUUUUUUAAACCACAAAAAUCCCGGGUGUUAUUUUAUAUAUUUUUUACGAUUCCACAAGGAAGGGUUAGGGCGACGGAAGAUGGGUUGUUUGGGCAACAGCAAGACUGAAGAUCAACGCAUCGACGAAAAGGCACAACGAGAGGCUAAUAAAAAGAUAGAAAAACAGUUACAAAAGGAAAGACAAGCGUAUAAAGCCACACACCGACUCUUAUUACUGGGUGCGGGAGAGUCCGGAAAAAGCACCAUUGUGAAGCAGAUGAGGAUUCUACACGUCAACGGCUUCAACGCAGAAGAAAAGAAACAGAAAAUCCAAGAUAUUCGGAAAAACGUGAAGGAUGCCAUAGUGACUAUAGUGUCUGCGAUGAGCACUUUAAUACCCCCAGUUCCGCUAGCCAACCCAGAGGACCAAUUCAGAAUCGAUUACAUCAAAAGCAUAGCACCUCUCUCCGACUUUGACUACUCACAGGAGUUCUUUGAUCAUGCAAAGAAGCUGUGGGACGACGAAGGAGUGAAGGCAUGCUUUGAGAGGUCCAAUGAGUACCAGCUCAUCGACUGUGCACAAUAUUUCCUGGACAGAAUUGACUCUGUAAGACAGAACGACUACACACCAACGGACCAGGACCUGCUACGCUGCCGAGUGUUAACUUCAGGGAUUUUUGAGACGAGGUUCCAAGUAGACAAAGUGAACUUUCACAUGUUUGAUGUUGGAGGCCAGAGAGAUGAAAGGAGAAAAUGGAUCCAGUGCUUUAACGACGUCACUGCUAUCAUCUUCGUGGUGGCCAGCAGCAGCUACAACAUGGUAAUAAGGGAAGACAAUAACACCAACAGGCUACGGGAAGCCCUGGACCUCUUCCGCAGUAUUUGGAACAACAGAUGGUUACGCACUAUAUCGGUCAUAUUAUUCCUGAACAAGCAGGACAUGCUGGCUGAGAAAGUAUUAGCUGGAAAAUCCAAAAUUGAAGACUACUUCCCCGAAUAUGCUCGCUACACCAUACCAAAUGAAGCAACUCCUGAACCUGGUGAAGACCCAAGAGUGACGAGAGCUAAGUUCUUCAUCCGAGACGAGUUUCUUCGGAUCAGCACUGCGAGUGGCGACGGCAGACAUUACUGCUACCCCCACUUCACCUGCGCCGUGGACACAGAGAACAUCCGGCGGGUGUUCAACGACUGCCGGGACAUCAUCCAGAGAAUGCACCUGCGGCAGUACGAACUCUUGUGAUGGGAGACCGCCUACGUCAGCCUUCUGUGUUUUUCUCCACCAUUCUGCAUCCUUGACGAACCCCUCCUCCUCCUCCACCACCACCCUUUCUCCUCACCCUUCCUCCCCCAGAGAAACCCUCAACAACCCCCUGACCACCCCUCCUGUCAAGGACUAUGAAGUACUACUGAAGUGUGUCAAAAUCCUCUUCCUCUUAUUAACUUCUUAGCUUUUUGUACUUUUUUUUUUUUUUUUUUUUUUUUUCCUCUCUCUCUCCUGAGACCGAUUCAUCCCCAUUUCACCGAUGUGAAAGGAAGGUUGGGGAACAACGUUGUUGCGUGCCGCUUCAUGUUUUCUUUUUCUUUUAAUCCUUCCUUUUGAAUGCCUUGAUUUUUGUCAUUCCACUAAGCCUUGGGCUACCUCCUUUUCCUUUCUUUUUUUUUUUUUCCCUCCCCUUUGUGUCCUUCCGUUUUUUGGCUUUGUCAUUGGACCUGGACUGGUGGGUGUGGAUACAUAAAAACACACCUACAGGACCUCAGUGUAGAGGCAGUGUGUGUGCGUGUUAACGUGUGUGUGUGUGUAAUGAGAAGGAGGAAUGCCAUGUGAGCGAGCGAGCGCAUGUGUGUGGUUAUGUUUGUGUGUCACCUGCCAGUUAAAGCUGGCAUCACCACCAUGACCUUUGCCCCCCUUUUAUUGCCCCGUCACCCCCUCUGACCUGCUUCUUCUCUCCGCGUGGAAGACAACUGGACGACACCGGAGAGGAACGGGAGUGGACGGAGGGGAACCGAGUGGAUGAAGAGAUAAAUGCACUUUGCAUCAGGUUCCUUAAUAACUUUUUUUUUUUUUUUUUUUUUUUUGUUGUUGUUGUUGUUGUUUUUUCUCCAGAGGAAGCAUACACACAAUGUAGCAUCACAAUAUUUAUUACCCUGUCACGAUGUUAGCUUGCCAAGCUGCAGGGUGCACCAAGCAGCCGAGAGACAUGUGGAGCGAAAGAUUAAAGUGGGAGGGGGGGGGGGCAGGAAAUACGACACGAAGAAGGAUUUAAAUGAAGGAAAAGGGACUGAGCUCUCUGCACCUUAGCCCUGCUGCCUCCACGGACUCGGACCUGCCUCCUUUUUCCACACAAACCACCCUUUUAGCUUAGAGAUACUGAUGGGAGGGGAGGGUGGGGGGGACGGGUGGAGGGACGGGAGAGAAAUAUGUAUUCUCUUUUUUUUUUUUUUUUUUGUUAACUUGUACACUGUGCAAGGUUGAAUUAUCCUGUACAGACUGUAAAAUGUAAUAUUAUUUUGUACAACUUAAUUGAAAGAAAAACAAAUCUACUUGUAGAUCUUUGUGCCUUGAUUAUGGCUGUACCUGUAAAUGAGCUCAGAUGUAAGUAUGUUUUCGACUGCGCUGUACAGCUUGAUGUCAAUCUCUAUCAGCAGCGGAAGACUGCGGGUAGGGGACUUUCUCUGUAGAGUUUAGUUUUUUCUGGUUUAUAAAAAAAAAAAAGGAAAUGCUGUUUAGUAAAAAAUAAAAAAUAGGGAAAAAAUCCUAAAAACCUGUAUACAUUAUGCAAAUUAACCACUUACCUGCAGUGAAGACCAGAUGUUGCAGCGCCAUGCCUUUUUUUUUUUUUCUUUUUCUUUCUUUUGUUGGUUUUAUUUUUCCUCCUUUUUAUUUGUAUUUCUUUUGAAUUUCACAGCUUUAAACAAACAUUGGAAAUCCAUUGAAAGUGUCCAAAUUGCAACCUGGUGUUGUUUUAAUAGGAACCAACGUUUUUCGAUAUGGAGUGUGUCUGAGAUCUGUACUGAUGUGCGUGCCUGUGCGCAUGUGUACAUAAAACAAACACAGACACACAGACGCAUUGUGUGUGUGUGUGUCUGAGGGCGUGUGUGUGUGUGAGAGAGGGUGAGUGUGUAAGGGCAAAUGUGCGUUGUGUGUAAACUUUUAUAAAUGUAUGUACAUGUAAAUUUAUAGGUCUAUAUAAAUAUAUAUGUACAAUUAUACAUGUUUAAUUAUGUGUGUGCCUAGGUGUACAUACCUAUGUAUGUAUACGGUAAAUAUGUAUACAUACACACAUAGGAAAGCAUGUUUAGAAUGGAGAUGAAUAAAUGAGAGCGUGCAAUAUUAGUAAUUCUUUGGUCCUUUGGAGCCAUACCUAAUGGCACAGGCACUAUGAAUGUGUGAGCAGCACCCAACAAGACAAGCUCUUCUCCUUGUACAAACAGCAUCAGCCUUUUCUUCUGCUACAGUACACGUCUAUCCCCAAAAGAGAGUGAACUGACUGGAGGUGCAAAAACCUUGUUUGGCCUGGGAGGAUGACUAAAUGACAUUUUUAUUUUCUUUAAAUAAAGAGGCACAUUAGAGGACUUUGCUUUA
Molecule: messenger RNA, 4256 nt
Organism: Sander lucioperca (pikeperch)
Lineage: Eukaryota; Metazoa; Chordata; Actinopteri; Perciformes; Percidae
Product: guanine nucleotide-binding protein G(olf) subunit alpha
Exons: 12
Coding region: 774-1913 (379 amino acids)
Biological process (GO): adenylate cyclase-modulating G protein-coupled receptor signaling pathway
Cellular component (GO): heterotrimeric G-protein complex
Molecular function (GO): GTPase activity; G-protein beta/gamma-subunit complex binding; G protein-coupled receptor binding
Source: RefSeq, a predicted model, not a curated record